GCCACCUGUUCGUAGGAAGCAACAGCGGAGACCGGAGACCGGAACAUCGUAAACUUUGGGUCCGCAUUUACGUGCCGACGUUCAGCUGUCCAUUGGGUACUGGCCGUUGGGUUCGCGAACAUGAGACACACUUGGCUGGUGCUGGCCGCCUGCGUUGUGCUGGUGCUGGCGGAGUUGGUGCCCGGUUCGGAGGCCGGUCCUUAUUUUGAAGACGACGAGAGUUUCCCGAACGAGGAUGAAUACUCGGAGAACGCCAUCGAUAAACUGCUACAAACACAGAAACGUUCUUCCUUAAUUUACCUUUUCAGACGGGCCUGCAUACGCAGAGGUGGCAACUGCGAUCACAGGCCGAACGACUGCUGCUACAACAGCUCGUGCAGAUGCAACCUGUGGGGCUCCAACUGCAGGUGUCAGCGGAUGGGAUUAUUCCAGAAAUGGGGCUAAUUUCGAUCCGGACGCAUCGACACUAAUUUAGGUUUUCAUCCGUUCCCAAUUUUAUCCAGUUCUUUAUUGUAAACAGGCAUACCAUGUUUUGGUUUUUUCUGUUACUUCGACGUGCAUGAUUGUUUUCAGUUUUACGGUUCUGUUGCAAGUACUUUCGAUACGAUGAAAACCAUUUUUCGAAAUUAUUAAGGAAAGAUUCAUGGGAAAAUUCAUUCAAGAGAAAGAACUGAUUUUUAUAAGCUGCACCAGACGUCAGCCAUGAAUUUCUGCUUAAAAAUUUCGAAAAUUUAUGACGAAACAUGGCGUGAAAACGGACUAAGUCGAAUUAUAUACAAUUCAUUGAAUUUAGAUUAAAUUUACUGAUUUUGGAAUACGUAACAUAAAUGAUGAAACGACAAAAAUAUCAAGUCAAUCUAUUUUGUAUCUUACAAUUUAUUUAAUUUGAUGUUUUUCGUCUGGUAUUUAGUUCCAAAUGUUUAUAGAAAUGUGUUUGACAACGAUAAUAACAUUUUAUUCGAUUAGACCCGGCACAAAACAUUAACCACAACUAAACAAUUACAUUGUUUCGAAUAUGGCAACAUUGAAUUAACGACCUGGAUUGUUUUGUGCAGGGUCUAGAAGUGAUCUGCUCUCAUAUUAAGGGUUUCUCCAGCCACAUCCUUAAUACGACCGCAAUUGUCACUUUAAAAAAUCUAUCAGAUAUCUAUAUCAUAUAUUGUAAUUAUGUAUGUAUGUAUAGCUGUAAUGCCAUAACCUGCCUAUGAUUAAAUGAAUCAAUAGAGGCUCGUAUAUCUAAGAUUGUUAGUAAUUAUGAAUAAAAUAUAAAUAUAUAUGAAAAUUAUGUUUCUAUGUGAAAGGGUACAACAUUCACGAAUCUGUCAAUACUAAAUACAUCAAUUGG
Aethina tumida (small hive beetle) is the source of this 1345-nucleotide messenger RNA. Its product is annotated as putative neurotoxin. Bases 121 to 444 code for a protein of 107 amino acids. The transcript is spliced from 3 exons. The record is from RefSeq and is a predicted model, not a curated record. Gene Ontology annotation, cellular component: extracellular region. NCBI's taxonomy places the organism in Eukaryota, Metazoa, Arthropoda, Insecta, Coleoptera, Nitidulidae. Gene Ontology annotation, molecular function: ion channel inhibitor activity.